Physella acuta is the source of this 1374-nucleotide messenger RNA. RefSeq names its product sodium-coupled neutral amino acid transporter 7. Gene Ontology annotation, cellular component: membrane. The record is from RefSeq and is a predicted model, not a curated record. Gene Ontology annotation, biological process: amino acid transmembrane transport. NCBI's taxonomy places the organism in Eukaryota, Metazoa, Mollusca, Gastropoda, Physidae. Gene Ontology annotation, molecular function: L-amino acid transmembrane transporter activity.
AUGUCUAGUGGAAACGAUCAUUGUACCUCUAAAUAUUUGUUGAAUGGUCUGAAUGAGCCUAAGCCUCUUCCAGGGUGUAACUCGUCAGCAGCUAAGAAAACAGGAUCUGGCUGGUUUGUUUCGGCGUUUCUGGUAGUCAACGCUACACUGGGGGCUGGGAUUUUAAACUUCCCCAUGGCCUAUCAUCAAGCUGGUGGGGUUUUGGCCGCUGUGAUCGUACAAACAGUUUUGAUGGUAUUUGUGGUGAUAGCGAUAUACAUAGUAUGCUAUUGUGCUGAUACCAAGGGAAGCAAUACCUACCAAGACGUGGUUCUCUCCAUCUGUGGCCCUAAAGCCCAGCUGGCUUGUGCAAUCAGUAUAGCCAUCACCGAAUUCUGCACGUGCAUAACGUUUCUAAUUGUGAUUAGUGACCAGUGGGAGAUAAUUUUCCUCAAUCUUUCAUACGAUCUCUACUGUAACUCCAAUCCAUUCUACAUGACAAGAGCUUUCAUUAUAACAGUCACAUCGAUAGUUUUUAUACUGCCAUUUUGUUUUUCUAAAAGAAUCGAUUAUUUAAAUUAUGCGAGCAUCAUCGGAGUUAUAGGUAUCUUUUAUGUAGUGGGACUUGUUGCUAUCAAAUAUUUUCUUCCUCAUGAAAAUCAGGGAGUUAUUACCACUCGACCACAUUCAUGGAUUGAUGUUUUUCUUGUUGUCCCUCAAAUCUGUUUUUCUUAUGAGUGUCAUGUCUGUAUCGUUCCCAUCUACUCCUGUAUGGCCAAACGUAACAUGAGAGAGUUCUCUAAAACAGUAACACUUGCCAUGAUAUUGUCUGCACUAAUCUACACAUUCACUGCAACUCUGGGAUAUCUACAGUUUGGUGACAAUGUCACUAAUGACAUUUUGCUGUCAUUUAAUCCUACGGCUGAGGUGAUGGUGGCUGUUGUUCUACUUGCUGUCAAAGCCUACACUACCUACCCUAUUUUUUGUUUCCUUGGGAAGUCCGCAUUCGACACGGUGUGGGGAAUGUUCUGGAAAAUGAGCCCAGAAGAGAUUUUACACAGAGAAAAGACGAGACGUGUCAUAAUUACAUUGGUGUGGUUCACCUUGACCCUGCUGUUCUCUAUCUACAUCCCCAAUAUAGGAGUUGCCGUAGAGAUCCUCGGCGCAUAUAUGGCGGUCUUUAUUUUCGUAUUUCCAGGUUUAUGUUUGUUGAAGACUAUGCAGAAUAGAAUUGAAACAGGAGAGAAACAGCCCAAGACAGUUCACGUAUUGAAGGGAAUAGCCAUCGCCUUUCUCAUUGUUGGUGUGUUUAUCUUUGGACUGACGUUGUCGCAAUCCAUAAUGAAAGACAUUCGUGGUGUCAAGCCUGACUCGUCCAUAUUCACGUGUCACUAG